Molecule: messenger RNA, 1182 nt
Organism: Eimeria acervulina
Lineage: Eukaryota; Apicomplexa; Conoidasida; Eucoccidiorida; Eimeriidae
Exons: 5
Coding region: 1-1182 (393 amino acids)
Biological process (GO): rRNA base methylation
Molecular function (GO): rRNA (uridine-N3-)-methyltransferase activity
Source: RefSeq, a predicted model, not a curated record
AUGAGAUUACACGUAAAAAAGAAUUACUUAUUUUUGCUGCAGGUUGGCAGCCGCGUGCGUGUUGGGGUGGCCGCUGCGGGAGUGGGGGAGGCCGAGGUGGUCUCCUGCGAGGCGCAGCAGACUCAGCUCAAGUUACUGCAGCGAAUGGACUUGGUAGAUGCUAAACCGCCUUGGGAGAACCUUGAGGUGGACCUUCUCCUCGCAAUGACGCGCCCUAAGGUGCUCGAACGCAUAUUGCAGCUCUGCGCUGUUGUGGGGGUUCGACGAAUAUUUUUGGUUUGUGCUGCGCGGACGGAGAAGGGGUUUUUCUCUUCUUCUCGAUUGGCUGCUGAGAACCUCCUGGAACAGCUGCUCUUGGGCUUAGAACAAGGAAUGGUUACCCGCCCCCCCGAGCUGCAUGCGUUUGCUUCGUGGGAGGGCUUUCUGGCGGCCACUGCUGCUGCAGAAGCGUCCCCAGCAGCAGCAGCAGCAACAGCAGCAACAGAAGAAGCGCAAGAAGCGGACGCGGAGAGGAAAGAACAAACAACAAGACCCACUGAAGAUGCUGGCGCUUUUGCGCAUUAUUUGCUUCCCCCGCUGCGGCUAGUCGCUCACCCGCACACGGAGGCGACCCUUCCCCAACUACUUCUACGGCCUGUUGCUGAAGCAGUUAGUCCACAGCAAAAGCAAGACGACCAGCGGGGGGAACAGCAGCAACAGCAGCAGCAGCAGCAACUGCAGAAGCAGCGGACGGGUGUACUGCUAGCUGUUGGUCCUGAGGGCGGCUGGAUACCGUCUGAGAUGGAGUUGUUGCAGCAGCAGCUGCGGUGUCUGCCCUUUCGCCUGACAGACAAAGUACUUAAAUGUGAGACGGCUCUCACUGCCUGUCUGACGCAGUUGACGCUCUGCUACGAGGACCCAAUCUUCCAGCCACUCCUACGCUUUCCAGAUCAAAUCUACGCAGCAGCAGCAACUGCAGCAGCAGCGGCAAAAGCAGGAGCUGCAACAGGGUCUGAGGGGGCAGAGGCACUCAUCUCUCCUGCAGCGGAGCGGCGAGAGGCCCACAGACGCCAGGGAGAACGAGAAAUACUGAGAGCCCCCGGGGGCUUCCUCAUGAGUUUUCCUCGCAGAUACACAACCCGCAGAGACCAUAAGCAGCAGCAGCAGCAACAACAGCAGCAAGAGGAGCAUGACUCUGAAUAG